This is a messenger RNA of Marmota monax (woodchuck), 4218 nucleotides long. It is a transcript of the gene Uevld, whose product is annotated as UEV and lactate/malate dehyrogenase domains. The record is from RefSeq and is a predicted model, not a curated record. Gene Ontology annotation, biological process: endosome to lysosome transport; protein transport; protein modification process. Bases 247 to 1569 code for a protein of 440 amino acids. NCBI's taxonomy places the organism in Eukaryota, Metazoa, Chordata, Mammalia, Rodentia, Sciuridae. Gene Ontology annotation, molecular function: ubiquitin binding; oxidoreductase activity, acting on the CH-OH group of donors, NAD or NADP as acceptor. Gene Ontology annotation, cellular component: ESCRT I complex. The transcript has 13 exons.
CUUCCGUCGUGGAGAGGUUGCGGAAGAAGGUACUGGGGCUGGGGUCCUGGAACCGUGCUCCGGGAUCUGGCUAGAGAUGGAGUUCGACUGCGAGAAUGUGAGACGGCUGCUAGGCAAGAAUAAGUUCAAAGAAAUGAAAUGAUUUUGCCCACAAGGUAACCAAGAUAGUAUUUCUGGGAGGACUUCUUCAUAAAUGAGGAGUACAAGUUCAGGGAUCUAACUGUGGAAGAACUAAAGAAUGUAAAUAUGUUUUUCCCACAUUUCAAAUAUUCCAUGGAUACCUACGUUUUUAAAGAUAGUUCCCAGAAAGACCUACUGAAUUUUACUGGUACUAUUCCUGUGAUGUAUCAGGGUCAUACAUAUAACAUACCAAUCCGUUUCUGGAUUUUGGAUUCUCACCCUUUUGCUCCCCCCAUUUGCUUCUUGAAGCCAACUGCAAAUAUGGGAAUUUCCAUUGGAAAACAUGUGGAUGCACAAGGCAGAAUAUACUUGCCCUAUCUCCAAAACUGGAGCCAUCCCAAGUCUGUCAUUGUUGGAUUAAUUAAAGAAAUGAUUGCCAAGUUUCAAGAGGAACUUCCCCUGUAUUCUCUAUCGUCAUCUGAUGAAGCACGGCAGGUAGACAUGCUAGCCUAUAUUGCAAAAAUCACUGAAGGUGUCUCAGACAUAAAUUCAGAGAGUUGGACAAAUUAUGAGAUUAAACCAGUCAAUAAAAUUACCGUGGUUGGAAAUGGAGAGUUGGGUAUUGCCUGCAUCUUAGCAAUUUCAGCAAAGGGCAUUGCAGACAGGCUAGUCCUUUUAGAUCUCUCAGAAGGAACAAAAGGUGGAACCAUGGACCUUGACAUAUUCAACCUGCCUAAUGUGGAAAUCAGCAAAGAUUUGUCUGCAUCUGCUCAUUCCAAGGUGGUGAUCUUCACAGUCAACUCUUUGGGUAGUUCUGAGUCUUAUGUUGAUGUUGUGCAGAGCAAUGUGGACAUGUUCAGAGCCCUUGUCCCAGCUCUGGGACAUUACAGUCAACAUGGUGUUCUGCUCGUUGCAUCUCAACCAGUGGAAAUCAUGACCUAUGUGACAUGGAAACUGAGUACAUUUCCUGCAUAUCGAGUGAUUGGAAUUGGAUGUAAUCUUGAUUCACAGAGAUUACACUAUAUUAUUACAAAUACCUUGAAAGCACAGACUUCAGGCAAAGAAGUUUGGGUUAUUGGUGAGCAGGGAGAAGACAAAGUGCCCAUUUGGAGUGACCAAGAAAUGAGUCAUAGCUCUCAGGUGCAGCUGUCCAACAGAGCCAUGGAACUAUUAAAGGUAAAAGGUCAAAGAUCCUGGUCUGUUGGACUAUCUAUAGCUGACCUGGUCGACAGUAUUGUAAACAAUAAAAAGAAAGUACAUUCUGUAUCAAUUUUAGCAAAGGGAUAUUAUGAUAUAAAUAGUGAAGUGUUUCUAAGUUUACCUUGCAUCCUUGGAACUAAUGGAGUAUCUGAAGUCAUUAAAACCACAGUGAAGGAAGACACAGUGACUGAGAAACUCCAAAGCAGUGCAUCCUCAAUCCAUGGUCUCCAACAACAGUUAAAACUUUGACUCUCAAACACAGUUACCUGAAAGAAAAGAUCAUUUAAUUUUGCCAACAUAUAUUAGAUUUGAGUAUGUCUGUGUCUUAUUUGUCUUACCAACUGCUUGGUUAAGGUAGAUGGUUUCUUGGUUAGGUUUGUCAUUUGAUCCUGAAGGAGUUAGAUAUGAAAGGAGAAAAAAAUCUAAUUUCAUUCGGGAUGCUUAACAUAUCUAUACUGUUCUUCAAGCUACAACAAGGAUAAACAUGCAUCUGCAGUGUGUAAUAUUUUAAAUUGUGUACCCCAAACUCAAAGCACACUAAUCACUUUGGAGAUAUACUGAAAGAAAUGAAUUUUAUAAAGGUUACUUUUUGACAUUUAUAAUAAAUAUGAUAACCUAAAGAUCCAGAAUGGGCCUUAUUUAUAAAAUCUGUGCUAGGUGCAUAUUCAAAAGAUUCAUAGUUUAAUGUUGAUGUUCUUUUGCAAAACACAGUUGGUAAUAAUGGUAAGACAUUUUCUUUUCCUUUUCAAAUUCAUUAGCUACCAGAACUGGGAAAGAAUUUUAUAUGCACUUUAAAAUAGUAAAAGGUAAAUGUAAAAUUUUUAACAUAUAAAGAAAAAGUAUAUGUAAUUUAAUUUCCAGUAGGAUUUCCUUUCUGAAAUUGUCUACAACCUCUUCUUGGACUAUAUAAGAUCCCCCACAUGACAUGUGAUAGUAGUAAAAGCAUGGAAGAAAUGUAUGUUUUGGUAGAAACCGAUUAUGAGUAAAACCUUUUCUUUUAAAGCCAAAAUAUGAAGACUUCAUAAAAACCAUUGGUCUUAAGGGAUAGAGGCUGAGUGGACUGAUGGUUCUGAGCAAAUCCUUUAACCACUCCAGAAGAAACAAUUCAGAGUACAUAUGCUUUAGAAAUGAAUCAUUAACAAUGUUUUUAAAAAUUUUUUUUUAGUUGUAAAUGGACACAAUAUUUAUUUUUAUGUGGGUGCUAAGGCUAGAACGUUCCUCACACCUGUGAGGCAGGUGCUCUACCACUGAGCUACAGCCCCAGCCCCUCAUUAAUAAUGUUUUCAUGUGUUAAAUAGAGCAUAUUAUUACUAUUUUGAUACACAACUAAUAGUAACAGCUAACAUCAACACUAUAUAACAGGAAUUAUAAUUAGCACUUUACUAUUUUAUUGAAUCCUCAUAAUAACCCACUAAGGUAGGGACUAUUAUCAUCAUCUUAUAGAGGAGAAAGUUCAAAUUUAUAGUCUUUACUUUUUUAAGGUACUAAUAGGGAUAAAAUGCUUAACAGCCAAAAUAGUGAUCACAAGACCCUAAAGUUGAGGUCCUAAAUACUAGGAAAAAUUACUUUCAUUCUCUAAAAGUUUACUUUUAAAAAACAUAAAUUUUUAGAACGACUAAUUCCCUAGCUUCCUAAUCUGUCCUCAGCAAACAGCAGAGGCAGCUAUGAACUAAGAUAGGCUUUAGUCAUCUAGUUAUUUAUUUGGAACUUAUUAUACUCCAGGCACUAACAGUGAACAUGCCUGGACUACAUACAAGCAUUCCUGAUCCUUAUAAUCUAGUUUGGGAAACAAUAAAUCAAAUCCUACAUAUGUACAAUUCCAAUUGUAGUAAGUACCGUGAAGAAAUCCAAAGUGUCUUGUAAACAUAAUAGGUACAUACAAAUCUGGGCAGAGAGAUAGGAGCCAAAUGGUUUAUAAGGGUAGACACAUUGUAGAGGGUAAAUAGUCAUUCUAAUGCUCACUUAAUAAAAGUGGUGAACUUCAGUAAUUAAGGUAACAUUCAGUAUCCCAUGUUUAAGAAAGUAAAAAAGUAUUUAAUAUGCUUGGAAAGAUUCCCACCAGAUUAACUGGAUAAAAAUUGUGGACAUUUGGAGUGGGGGUGUAGUUAGUGGUAGAGCAUUUACCUAGCACACACAGACUCUGGGUACUAUCCCAGCACUAUAAAAACAAUGACCAAAAAACAUUUGGAUAUUUGAAGAGAUAAGCAUUAGAUUUGAUUUGAUUAUUUUGGUUUUACUCUAACAAUGUAUCCUUUUUUAUGAAAUAGUAAAACUGAAAGAAACAUAUUUUUAACUAGCCUUUUAUAAUAAGUGAUAACUAAUCAAAAAUUUGGUAAUUUCUAAAAUCUUAAUUUAUAACUUUUUUUUUUCUUUCUCUAAUAUAUUCUUGAACAACAAUCUAACUGCAAAAUAUUACUGUCUCCUAGAUAAAUUGCCAAGAGUUCACUACAUUAAUUAUAACAGGAACAUGACAACACAACAUUUAGAGUACCUACUGUUAUUCCAAAUAUUGUGUUAGAAUUUGCAUAUUCCAAGAUGAACAAUGGUCCUUACCCUCUAGAAGGCCACAAUAUAGAAGUAAUUCUGCUUCAGACAUUCCCUUGAAUAUUGAGUAUUAGUAAUUAUGUUGUUAAGUUCCACAUAUAUGUCAAGAAGCAACUACCACCAACUACCACCUCACUAUGAUUUGAUGAUAAUUUAACAUUCAGUGCUUCUGUUAACUUUCACUUUUUUGUUUUUCCAUAAUUAUGCAGUGCCUCUUCUUGUUAUGAUUUUUAGUGGGGCUUGUAUUAAAAAUGCUUUUGUGAUACUAUAGUAGAAGAUAUAUUUUUACUUUCCAAUUUAUAUUGUUUUCCUUAAAUAUCAAGAAUAAUGAAUAAAGUUUGAUUUUUAAAUUCA